AUGUCCUCUUUUGAUAGGCCUUUUGGACAUUUUAUGCGUGUCUUGGUUGAUUUGGAUCUUCAAAAAAAAUUCAUUGAUAAAAUACUGGUUGAAAGAGUAGGAUUCGCGUUCUUUGUGGACAUAGAGUAUGAAAAAGUUCCGGAUUUCUAUUCUUUCUUCUCGAGUAUUGGUCACACAGUGAAUACUUGUAAAAGGAAAGUAAAUAGCAAAGACAAUGCAGGGGAAAGGAAGCAAAACAAAGUUGACAUAACUCUUAAAGGUAAGAAAGUUGUGGAGGUAGUAGAAGUUGACACUAACUCUGAGGAAGAGGCUACCAAGGACCAGACAAAGCAGGAUAACAACCUCGUGGCAGGAGUAACUUCCAACAAGCAAGCCCUAAAUGCUUUAGUGGAUUCCACUGCAGUUGUUAAUUAUGUUACAAAACCAUCCACUGAGGAGGAAGGAAAUUCAGAGAGUGAAUACAUUGAUGAUACCCUUAUGGUUGAAGAGGUCCCUGAAACCCAAAUUGAUGAAGCUCAUAGGAAGCAAAUCACUGACUUUCUGCAGGACUCUUGGGACAACUUGGCUGAUAAGGACAAGGAUGAUGAUCAGGGAGUGGAUCUCUUGCCUGAGAAGGAUUUCAAACUAGUUACUUCAAAGAGAAGAAAAGGCAAGAAAAGUUUGGCCCAAGGAAACACUAGACUGGUGUCUAGUCAACCACCUAGAUUACAAUGA
Molecule: messenger RNA, 714 nt
Organism: Vicia villosa (hairy vetch)
Lineage: Eukaryota; Viridiplantae; Streptophyta; Magnoliopsida; Fabales; Fabaceae
Exons: 1
Coding region: 1-714 (237 amino acids)
Source: RefSeq, a predicted model, not a curated record